This is a messenger RNA of Geodia barretti, 1080 nucleotides long. Lineage: Eukaryota; Metazoa; Porifera; Demospongiae; Tetractinellida; Geodiidae. The record is from the annotation of a GenBank genome assembly.
UUGCAAGACAGUGUGCCAGCCAAUUCCGCCAACGGCCCGGUGCGUUUUGGCAUUUUUGACUGGAUAGAUGCCAACGGUGCCUCAGUUGCCGAUCUCUACGAGGAGCGGCUUAAAUUCAUAGAGUAUGCGGACUCGGCCGGCUUCUAUUGCUACCAUAUGGCAGAGCAUCAGGGCACACCAUUGGGAAUGGCUCCUUCCCCCAGCGUUUUUCUGUCUGCCAUUGCACAACGCACAAAGAACAUCAGGUUUGGCCCUCUCGUUUAUCCGCUGCCGUUUUACAAUCCACUUCGACUCGUGGAAGAAAUUUGCAUGUUGGACCAGCUAAGCAGAGGCAGGCUUGAAGUGGGCGUGGGAAGGGGUAUCUCCGCUUAUGAACUGGACUUUUUUGAUAUCAACGUGGACGACUCACGGGACAUGUUCCGGGAGGCCUUGGACAUCGUAAUAAUGGGGCUUAAAGAGGGAAAAAUUUCCUAUGAAGGUGAGCACUACACUUUCAGGGACGUUACCCUGCCCAUUCAACCCUGGCAGCGGCCCUAUCCCCCUCUUUGGUAUCCGACGGCCAACCCGGACUCGAUAAGAUGGAUUGCCAGCGAGGGAAUAAGUACGGUGACUCAUUAUCCUCCCAUGGAAACCAUGCGAGAGCAUAUCGACCUGUACAAAUCGGUUUGGGCCGAAAACCUGGAUCGUCCUGAUCGCUUGAACGCCCACGAGCCAGAUCCCAAAUACGGGGUCACCCGCCACAUUUACGUGGCAGAGACUGACGGUCAAGCGCUAAAAGAGGCCAAAGAAGCCUUCUCGGACUUCAUUGCCAACUUCAACCACUUGCGUAUUUUGAACGGGGAUGACACUGGCCGCACCAAUUUCCUUGCCGACUUUGAGGGGCGCAUGGCUGAUGGACUGCACAUCGUAGGAUCGCCAGAGACUGCGACAAAUACCCUCAGAGAUCAUCUCAGCAUUACGGGGUCCAAUUACUUCGUGGGUUCUUUUUUCUUUGGCACCCUUUCCGCCGAACAGACGCUUAACUCCUUGCAGCUCUUCGCUGAGCAGGUAAUGCCCCACUUUGACUGGGUAGCUCCCUAG